UUGUGCUCGAGUUUUAUCCCUAUGGCCCGUACCAAGCAGACUGCCCGCAAGUCGACCGGGGGCAAAGCCCCGAGGAAGCAGCUGGCCACCAAGGCUGCCCGAAAGAGCGCCCCGGCCACCGGUGGUGUGAAGAAGCCUCACCGCUACCGGCCAGGUACCGUGGCCCUGCGGGAGAUUCGGCGCUACCAGAAGUCCACCGAGCUACUUAUCCGCAAGCUGCCGUUCCAGCGGCUGGUGCGCGAGAUCGCGCAGGACUUCAAGACCGACCUGCGCUUCCAGAGCUCGGCGGUGAUGGCGUUGCAGGAGGCCAGCGAGGCCUACCUGGUGGGGCUGUUUGAAGACACGAACCUGUGCGCCAUCCACGCCAAACGCGUGACCAUCAUGCCCAAGGACAUCCAGCUGGCCCGCCGCAUCCGCGGAGAGCGGGCUUAAGUUAAACUGCGCGCUCACCUCGAAGUUCCAUCGUAUCCAAAGGCUCUUUUCAGAGC
Messenger RNA from Chrysochloris asiatica (Cape golden mole), 488 nucleotides. RefSeq names its product histone H3.2-like. The record is from RefSeq and is a predicted model, not a curated record. The transcript is spliced from 2 exons. Gene Ontology annotation, molecular function: protein heterodimerization activity; DNA binding; structural constituent of chromatin. Gene Ontology annotation, cellular component: nucleosome. Lineage: Eukaryota; Metazoa; Chordata; Mammalia; Afrosoricida; Chrysochloridae. The coding region runs from base 22 to 432 and encodes 136 amino acids.